GUGCUCGCGUGUGGCGCGCGUGACGUUUGUUGGAUUAGUGCUACUGUUUUAUUUUUAUUGGAUGGACUUUGUAUUGGGUUUUUGUUUUUAUUUGGUCCUUAAUUUUUGUGUUAGUGAUUCAUUGUGUUGUGUCCUUGUUUGGUUCGCGUUUGUCUUUUCCCUAAUGAAUUGAGUAUCGUACAAGAUGCCCGUAUUUCACACGAAGAUAAUCGAAAGUAUUUUAGAGCCGGUUGCUCAACAGGUUUCCCGUCUAGUGAUCCUUCAUGAAGAGGCAGAAGAUGGAAACGCGAUGCCGGACCUGGCACGGCCAGUGCAGGCCGUGUCACUUGCCGUCAACAAUCUCGUGAAGGUGGGCCAUGAGACUAUUGAGUCGUCAGACGAUCCAAUCCUGCGUGGUGAUAUGCCUGGCGCCUUACGGCGUGUGGAAGGCGCCGCGACACUUCUCCAACAGGCCUCUGACAUGUUAAGGGCCGACCCGUAUUCGGGACCUGCCAGGAAGAAGCUGAUCGAAGGAUCUCGAGGUAUUCUUCAAGGUACAUCGGCGCUUUUGUUGUGCUUCGACGAGUCGGAAGUUAGGAAGAUCGUAAAAGAAUGCAAAAAGGUGUUAGACUACUUGGGCGUGGCUGAAGUGAUAGAUACUAUGGAGGAUCUAGUACAGUUCCUGAGGGACAUAUCACCAGCGCUUUCGAAAGCAGCAAGAGAGGUAGCAGCCCGCGCCGCGGAACUAACGCAUCCUCCACACGCGGAAACUUUGACUCGCUGCCUGGAGAGUGUCAAAAAGUUGGCUCCAGUCCUUAUCUGCUCAAUGAAGAUAUACAUCCAUAUACUCUCUGAAGGUGGCAAGGGUAUAGAAGACGCAUCAGAGAACAGAAACUAUUUAGCAAAACGCAUGGCGGAUGAAAUUCACGAGAUUAUUAGGGUGUUACAACUUACGUCCUACGUAGAGGAUGGCGGAGAGAAGGACAAUAUCGCAGUAUUGAAGGCGUUGCAAUCCAUGAUACAUAACAAGGCGGGAGCUGCGCACGAGUUUCUUAAUGAUCCCGAAGCCCUCCGUAAUACAGUGGGUGAGCGUGCAUUGCGCUCCGUAUUGACGUCGGGACAACGUGCCGCUGAACAUCUCACUCCCGCCCACGCUGAGACUCUUAGAUCUACUGUCAGGUCUGGUGGUAUCAAUGCUGAUAUACUGUGUGAUGAGAGACAAUUCGGGCGAGGCAAGGAACCUAAGGCACUAAAACUAGCCUCAGAUCUGGGCAAUCAGCUUGAUGAGGUAGAAGGUGUGGUCAAUGAAGGAGUAAGGGCCGUCGAGCAACAAGGCGGGAAGACGAUACAGGCCAGAUUAGAAGCAGCUCACAAAUGGUUACUUCACCCGGCGGCCGAACCUGCUACCCGUCUUGAAGGACAGAAGGCUAUUAGCAGCAUUGUGGCCCAGGGACAUACUAUUGCCGAUAACCUGCACGGACGAGAGAAAGCGGAAAUAAUGCAGCUCUGCUCCGAGGUGCAACGUUUGUCUGACAAGCUGUCUGAUCUGUGUAUGCGCGGACGCGGCGACUCAGAUGAAGCCAGGGCAGUUACUAGGGAGUUGACGGACAAAUUGCAUGAGUUAAAACGCGGGUUGGAUCGUGCUGUCGUCAAUCGGGUAGUCGAGGACUUCAUAGAUGUCGCUGCACCUCUCAGACACUUUACAGAUGCUGUUAACGCUCCAUUAGGAACCCCGGGCCGCGAGCUGAAGUUUGAAGAGAAGGCGAAUGCCUUGCAAGCGUUUAGCGGGAAGGCUGCUGCCGCUGCAGAUAUGGUGGCUGCUGGCGUGCGCCAUAAUAAGAAACUAGCUGAUAUGUUGCACCAUAAUGCUAAAGAGGUCGAAAAACUUUCGCCGCAACUGAUUUGCGCAGGAAAAAUUCGUCUACAUUAUCCCGAAAGCAAGGUCGCAGAAGAACAUUUCAACAACUUAAAGAAUCAGUACGCGGACGCAGUGUUGCGCUGCAGAGAUCUUUGUGACCAAGCACUUGACCCACUCGACUUUGUACGGACUGCGGGUGAGCUGAUGCAGAAACACACAUAUUUAUGUGAAGACGCUAUCCGUAACAACGACUCGCAGAAAAUGGUCGACAACACAUCCGCUAUCGCUAGGCUGGCGAAUCGCGUACUUCUCGUGGGUGGAGCCGAGCGCGAGAAUACUGAAGACAGUGAGUUCGCUCUAGCUUUGGGCGCUGCCCAGCAACGCCUACAAGCCAGCAUUCCGCCCGCCGUAAGACAAGCGAAACUAGUCGCUCUACAAGACAGAAGCGCUGUUCCCGCUUGGAGAGCUGCUAAUAAUGAGAUUAUAAAAGCGUCCAAUGGCGUAGAAGAAGCCCUAGCCCGGCAGUAUGGGCCUCCGCCACCGCCACCGGCAUUGCCGGAGUCGUUCGCUGCCCUCCGUGUCAACGUACGAGAGGCCGCGCCACCCAGGCCUCCGCCGCCAGCUGUCUCUGCACCACCCAGGCCUCCGCCUCCAGACACCGACGACGAAGGAGAGGAUAUCUUUGAUAGGCAGCCCCAUCCUAGUCAGCCUAUUUUGGUGGCAGCCCACAACUUGCACCGCGCAGUUCGAGAAUGGUCUUCAAAGGACAAUGAGAUCAUCGCAGCUGCAAAGCGAAUGGCUAUUCUCAUGGCGCGACUCUCAGACCUUGUACGAUCAGACUCCAAGGGUAGUAAACGUGAACUGAUCGCCACCGCUAAAGCUAUCGCUGAGGCUUCAGAGGAGGUGACUAGACUGGCGAAGAAACUUGCCCUCGAGUGUACUGACAAGCGAAUUCGAACCAACCUGCUGCAAGUUUGCGAGCGUAUCCCAACCAUCGGCACUCAAUUAAAGAUCUUGUCCACCGUCAAGGCUACUAUGCUUGGAGCACAAGGUAGCGAAGAAGACCAAGAGGCGACUGAAAUGUUGGUUGGAAACGCACAAAAUCUCAUGCAAAGUGUAAAGGAAACAGUGAAGGCAGCUGAAGGCGCUUCAAUAAAAAUUCGCACAGAGCAAGGCGCCUACAGACUUCGUUGGGUGCGCCGUUCGCCAUGGUACCAGAUUUAAACAAACAGAAUCGGGUAGAAACCAUUUUUAUCUAAUAAUAAUGCAUCUUAUAUUGUAUUUAUAAAUUAAUACUCCACAAAUAACCAACUAUAUACUCUAUGUUCAAAAGCAUUGUACACAAUAUUUCACUCGGUGCUAUAUUUGGUUUUACAAAGAAACGUGUGAUUAUGAAAUUGAAAGUGCCAUUUUAAUGUGCUUUAUAGGUGUAAGAUAUAAGCGUACCCUAAGCACGGAUAAUACGAAAAAACCUUAAUAUUUCAGCACUUCGUAAGAAUAUUUUCAAAACAUAUAAAUAUGAUGAAUAUUCAGUAUUUGACUUGGAAGUAAUACUAUUUGUAUGGAAUACGUAUAUAUUUCGGAAUAGGGUUGGAGAUCAGAAUUAAAACACGAGAUACAGUAAUAUCAUAUUAGAUAUCAAUAAUUUAACCAAUUUUUAAUAAUAGUUAAUGUGUAGAUAAUUUUACAAUUUUGGUAAGAAAUAUCUUCUAAAACUUUAUAUCAUUGUUAUAUUACAUUAAACCAUUAAUGUAGUACACUGACUAGCAGUGAGGGAAACAAAGACAAUGCGUGCAGAGACAGCGCUCGAUAACGCUGUCCUUGUACCGACUACCAACUACCGCCGACAUAUACGCUAAUUACUGUCCUUUUCGUGUUGGAGUAUACAAAUACUGAAUAACACUAUCGUAUUUCGUGCUUAGGGUACUGGUCUGUGUAAUGAAUGGAUUAUAUAUUAUACGGAAAUAACGAUAACAAAUAUAUAAAGAAUUGUCAAAUAUCGUAAAUGAUUUAUGAUUUUAUAAUGAUUUUACCAAAUUUAAAGAAAUUUUAUAGAGCUCAUGGUGUACAUCAUAUACGUGAGACGGUGUGCGGGUACGACGAAUUCGACGUAUGGUUGUUCAAUUAUUUUGUACCUACCCACCUGUGUGGUAACUAAGACUACCGGAUUUUGCGUACAUGGAAUAUAAGUUCUUCAGAUCAUGUAAUUGGUCUUGAGCAGUAUACUGUAGAUACAUAUAUUUGUUAUAUGAUGAUUUUAUAUUGGGCAUCAUUUAGAUUGACAUAUUAUAGUAGUAUAAAAUUGGAUUGUCCAUUUUUAGUAUAUUUUAUUAAUGUUGUAGGUACUCAUUUUAGUGGCGAGGUUCGCUGAUAUAUAAAUUCUUUAAACUGAAUACAAACUAAAACUAAGUCUCAAAGUCUCACUUCGGUAUAACAUUUUUCACACCCUACUUAUGUGUAAUCUCUAUUUCUGAGCUUUUAGUAUAAACUAUAAAUAAUCCUUUCCAAAUAAAUAAUGGCCUUAAAAGUAUCUAGUAUCUACAUUAUUAGAUUUUUUAUACAUCUUAGUAGUAAUCUUUAAUCCUGUCCUUCGAAACUGAGCAUAUAUUAUAUGUCGCAGCCAACUAGCUUAAUUAGCCGUUUAACUAACGGCCUGAGAGGGUCAGCCGUAGCGUUUGUUACAUUUAGGGCCUGUUUCACAAUGUCCGGAUAAGUUCCAAAUAAGCUAUUUAUUACUUAUUGGUAGGAUAAAUAGUAUUUUUGCGUUUCCGAUGAUCAGAUAGUGCUAUACGUCAUGAAAUGCGAAGUAUCUUAUUGGGAACUUUUAUCUUACAAAUAAUUUAUGUGUUGCAUAGCUAUUUGGCACUUUAACCAUACAUUGUGAAACAGGCCCUUAAUAAACUGGCUGGCUAUUGCGUAGGCGUACGAUGGAUACUUUAUUUGGCAGAAAUAACAAAGGUGUAACACAUGACUGACAAAAUAUUUAUUUUAAAUUAAAUUGCUUGAGUCAAAUUCACAUCAUUAUUUCACUACACUCUUCUAUUGUAUUUGUUGUUUUUCAUGAAAUUUAGGAAAACACCAUCAAAGUUGUGGUAUGCCGAUGCCAUAUUAACAGAUUGAAGAGUUCCGUUUCGAGUUUCAUAGUGGCAGAAAGUGUAAGUAAAUUUAAAUUAACAGUCAACAGUCUAGGCAAUAAUGAAACGCCAUCGAUCAAUCGAUCGAUCAAAGUCAUAUGCCUAGCUGUUUAAUUGAAUGACUGAAUAUCUUUCAGGCAGUUAGUUAAACGGCUAGGCUGUUAAUUGAACGGCUAAUUAAGCUAGUUGGCUGCGACAUAUACAUCAUAAUCAGCGCAAUCUAGAGUGUAUCUAAUAUCUAAAUUGUAAUCUAUAUUUUUAUAACUAAAUAAUGUAUUUUUCAUCUCAUAUUUAAUCUUUAAGAGUUGUGAGGAAGUAUUUAUAAGCAAUAAUUGUGACUAAGUAUUAAAUCUAAUGUAGGUUGUUAUUGAGUGUCUUGUGCGCUUAACUAAAACAAACGCGUGAUUUUUAAAUAUAAAACGCCACAGUGAAUUUAUUUAAAUUCGAUUUUUUGUAUUACGAUGAAUUAAAAUAUAAAUAUAUUCUUUAUAUUUUAAUUACAAUACAUAAUGCAAUACAUAUGGCUAGAAAAUCAGAGUAUUUUACUUCUAUUUCAUAGUAGGCCGUGGUGUGAUUUUCAUGAAAAUGUAUUGGAUAUAUUGGCCUUAAAUCCCCUAUCGGAUUAAAACUUGCCUAACUUUUUUAGAGAAUUUGCAAGAUGGAUUAAGGUGGCUUAUUGAAUUGUAUGUAAAAUGGAAUUCAUAUUUUACACAAAUAGUAUAGUAUAACCUUGUGUACACUUGACUUUUUUUUAUUUGCAUACCUUUUACCUUUGUUACUUACAAUUGUUUUUUUAUUUAUUGUAAUAAAGCUUCUUUUACAA
Pieris rapae (cabbage white) is the source of this 5794-nucleotide messenger RNA. It is a transcript of the gene Vinc, whose product is annotated as vinculin. Gene Ontology annotation, molecular function: actin filament binding. The transcript has 25 exons. Bases 185 to 3061 code for a protein of 958 amino acids. Gene Ontology annotation, biological process: cell adhesion. The record is from RefSeq and is a predicted model, not a curated record. Lineage: Eukaryota; Metazoa; Arthropoda; Insecta; Lepidoptera; Pieridae.